Messenger RNA from Monosiga brevicollis MX1, 1006 nucleotides. RefSeq lists its product as uncharacterized. Gene Ontology annotation, molecular function: NAD transmembrane transporter activity. The transcript is spliced from 4 exons. NCBI's taxonomy places the organism in Eukaryota, Choanoflagellata, Craspedida, Salpingoecidae. Bases 1 to 987 code for a protein of 328 amino acids. The record is from RefSeq and is a predicted model, not a curated record. Gene Ontology annotation, biological process: NAD transmembrane transport.
AUGCCUGUGACGGCGAGCUCCUCCUCGUCGUCGUCGGGGGCGCCGACGUCGGCGACGCCGGUGGCACCCGCAGCGAGCCACUCUUACUUGACGAGUGCCGCCCAUUGGAUUCAUUACAACCAGUCCAUUCUGGCCGGUGCCGGUGGUGGAUUAGUCAACGCCCUCGUGUGCUCUCCCUUGGACGUAGCCAAGGUUCGCCAGCAGGUCGAGGGUGUCAUUCAUCCAGGCACGUCCCACCAAGCGGGGCUCUGGACCAUUCUUAGGGACAUUCGCAACCAGGAAGGCUACCGCGGCUGGUUUCGAGGCCUCCAACCUAGUCUCAUUACCCUCCCCUUCUUCUGGGCCACCUACUUUCCCUUGUACGAUGCCUUUAGGAGACGCCUGGGCGUCGAGCCAAAUACUCGUGGCGCCGUAUGGAAGAGCUGCCUGGCCGCCAUGGGUGCCGCAGGCGUGGUAGACGUGCUCACCAACCCACUCUGGGUUGUCCGGACGCGCAUCAUCUCGGCCGUUUAUCACCGUACUGAGCAAGCCGUCCUCCAACGGCUCUCCGUCCCGGGGCAUAUGCUCCACAUUGCCAAACACGAAGGCAUCACCGCACUCUACAAGGGCCUCGGUGCCUCCUUCCUCGGUCUUCUACACGUGGCCAUCCAGUUUCCCCUUUAUGAGGAGCUCAAACACCGGGCUCGUGACGCCAGCCCCGAUGGCCGCGAAUCCAUCUUGGGCCUCAUCCUAGCUUCGGCCGGCUCCAAACUCGUUGCCGGUACCAUCACCUACCCUCAUGAGGUGGUUCGGGCUCGCAUGCAAGACAGUCGCAAUCCAGCUGGUCUGGCUUCCAUCGCUAAAAACAUCUUGCAGGCCGACGGCUGGCGCGGCUUUUAUCGCGGGUUGCACAUUAACAUCCUGCGCGUCCUGCCCAGCUGUAUCACCACUUUCGUCACCUACGAACUGAUCAAGCAAGCCAUCCACAAGCACGUCCCCAGUCCUUGAAGCGUCUAUCCCUUUGGAG